Durotheca rogersii is the source of this 534-nucleotide messenger RNA. RefSeq lists its product as uncharacterized. The transcript is spliced from 2 exons. Lineage: Eukaryota; Fungi; Ascomycota; Sordariomycetes; Xylariales; Xylariaceae. Bases 1 to 534 code for a protein of 177 amino acids. The record is from RefSeq and is a predicted model, not a curated record.
AUGGUGUCUAACAAGAAACGCCUUUACGUCGCUCUCUAUCCUAGUGCUUGGAUCCAUAUCCUUACACUUCAAUUCGAGAACAGGUACCACUGGGGCUUUCUGGUCGGGCCUAAAGUCGAAGGCGAACACCCCGUCAGAGGCAUGCACUACCACGUCAAAAACCCUGUGGCCCUCGGCUGGGUAUACGAGGAGGUUGAGUUACCCGAUGUACGCAACACAAACAACCUACUCGUUCGCGUUCUCGUCGCCAAGAUUAUAGAUGAGGAACGUCUGGCAAAUAUAUUCCGAGAGGUGCCUGUUGUGCAAGAUGACCCUGAUUGGAGGGGUCGCACCUGGGUCGCAAAUGCGUUGAGAGCGUUAAGGGAGGACGGUAGAGCCGUGGGUAGAGCAGUACUAGAUUGGGGAGAGAUUGAAACUGUCGCGAGGCAGUAUGCGGGGGAAAAGACGGAGGGUGGUCGCUUUAGAGACGUUACACUGACUGACUUGCCGAGGCCUACGUGGGAUAUGUUGGAAGGCAGGGAGAUUGUGCCUUAG